This is a messenger RNA of Protopolystoma xenopodis, 1038 nucleotides long. NCBI's taxonomy places the organism in Eukaryota, Metazoa, Platyhelminthes, Monogenea, Polystomatidea, Polystomatidae. The record is from the annotation of a GenBank genome assembly.
AAACUGGAGAAAUCACGAUUACAAUUAUUGGCCAGCAUGACGGAGAAUAAACGACGCAUGCAAAUGCUGGAGGAGAAUCUGCUCUUUCGACUCGCCAACUCAAAGACCUCUCUCGUCGACGAUCUUGACCUGCUGGAGGUGUUGAAGAAUACCAAACAGACCUCUCAGGCAGUUACCUACCAGCUAAACCAGGCCGCGGAGACUGAGGCCGAGAUCAACGCGGCUCGGGAAGAGUACAGGCCCGUAGCAGUUCGUGGUUCAUUGAUGUACUUUCUAAUCUCAGAACUAUCCAAUGUGAACCACAUGUAUCAGACAGGACUGCGCCAGUUUCUAAGGCUUUUUGACGAAUCUCUCCUUCGCUCCGAACGUUCGCCGUUGGCGUACCGACGCAUUAAAAAGAUCAUCAUCUACAUGACCUACAAUAUUUGGAGUUUCAUUGUACGCAGCCUCUUCAAAGUGGACCGCAUCAUGUUCACUCUGCUGCUCAGCAUCAGAAUCGGUUUGCAGAGUCAACAGAUUCGCAACGAAGAAUAUGAGCUGUUCAUCAAAGCCGGCUCCAAUCUCAGUCUGAUCAAUUGUCCUCCCAAGCCGGCCAAGUGGAUCUCUGACACGGCCUGGCUCAAUAUUGUGUCUUUAUCGAAGCUACACAAUUUCUCUGGCAUUGUUGAGCAGGUGAGAGACUUGGGCCAUGUUUGCUAUCUGCUCGCACGCAAUGCCUAUUAUGCUAUGAAUUGUGGUGUUAUAAAUAUUAAUUGCAUGUAUCACAAUCAGCGACACGCUGUUAUCUUGAUAUUUGCUUGUCCUGCUCCCUUUCAGGUGAUCCAAGCCGAGCGAGCCUGGCAUUCCUGGUUCGAGAAGGAGGCGCCUGAGGAGGAGGUGCUGCCCUGCGGUUACGAGGGCAGUCUGAGACCGUUUUGCAGACUCCUCUUGAUCCGCUGCUGGUGCCUGGAUCGAGUCAUCCCUCAGGCCAAGCACUUCAUCGCCACCACUUUGGGCGAGACGUUUGCCGACGACCUGCUUCUGACGAUGGACAAGUGA